AUGACUUCACCCUCCAGCAACCCCCCCGUGACCAGCCCUUUCAUGAAACUUCCAACCGAGAUCCGCCUCAAAAUCUACACGCACCUUUUCUACUCCCGUAAAGAGAUCAAGAUCGAGCCCGCCAAACCGGCUUCGCAGGGCGCCUUCAUCUUCGUUUCUGACACCAAAGAGGACAAGGAAACACCAUGGCUCCUCCGCCCACCCACCGCUUCAGGCCUAUCAUCUCAAAUUCUGCGCAUUUGUCGACAAAUCCACCAUGAAUCGCUCCCCGUCCUGUACAAGUCCAACAUCUUCGAUUGCGCCGCCCGCGAAGGUGUGUCCUUACUCCUGAUCCGCCAUCUGAGCCUCGACUGGGACCAACUACAGGACUUUGCCUGGUCUCUCGCCAAACCCGAACAACGGCUCGCAACCAGUGGCCUCGAAACUAUCGACCUGGCGAGCAGCCGUGCUUGGAUCCGCACCGGCUCAAAUUCUCUGGGGCACAAGGUCAAGGUCUACGAUCGCCACCUGUGCCAGGCCGCGCUCGACAUCUGUCAGAAGCACGCACAGCUACGGGUCGUCCGGCAGUCCGAUAGCUACUGGAUCAAACACAAACCGAGAGAGUUCAAAGUGGCGGGCAAGAUCAUCACCAAGCGCAAACAGUUCCACAAGAUAAGAUGGCACUUUCUCACGGAGAAAGGGGCAAGAAGAACACAUGAUGAUUUCAACCAUGUUGUAGAACUGCAGGGCGAGAUGGCCAGCUUGACUGUCCACGCUACGAGGGAUCCAGAAUACACGCCGUUGCCCCAGUUCUAAGUGACCGCAACAGGACAAGUGUUCGGCGGAUCCACGACU
Messenger RNA from Exophiala viscosa, 834 nucleotides. RefSeq lists its product as uncharacterized. The transcript has 2 exons. The coding region runs from base 1 to 795 and encodes 264 amino acids. NCBI's taxonomy places the organism in Eukaryota, Fungi, Ascomycota, Eurotiomycetes, Chaetothyriales, Herpotrichiellaceae. The record is from RefSeq and is a predicted model, not a curated record.